This is a messenger RNA of Xenopus laevis (African clawed frog), 1839 nucleotides long. RefSeq names its product isovaleryl-CoA dehydrogenase S homeolog (gene ivd.S). NCBI's taxonomy places the organism in Eukaryota, Metazoa, Chordata, Amphibia, Anura, Pipidae. Bases 165 to 1391 code for a protein of 408 amino acids. The transcript has 12 exons. The record is from RefSeq and is a predicted model, not a curated record.
UAGGGCCCGGCAUUCGGUCUUCAGCCUCCUCAGUUGUUUCCCGGAGAUCAUGGCUGCUCUCCUUCGUAAAGCGCUCGGCGUGAGCCGCCUUAGGCUGCCGGUUCUGUCUCAGUGCAGCAGGAGGUGCUCGGGAAUAGUGGUGGAUGACACGGUCAAUGGGCUGAAUGAUGAGCAGAAACAGGUCUGCACGAUCUUCAUUCUGUUUAGCUCCAGCUGUUGGACUACAACUCCCAGAAUCCCUAGUCAAACUUAUCCUUCGCUUAUUGCUGCGGCAUACCAUGCGCAAGUUUUGCCAGGAUCACCUCGGCCCCAUUGCCAAUGAGAUUGAUCAGAAGAAUGACUUUGCGGAGAUGAAGAGCUUUUGGAAGAAGCUUGGAGAACUUGGUGUCUUGGGAAUUACUGCUCCAGUUGAGUAUGGCGGAUCUGCUAUGGGCUACCUGGAGCACGUUCUAGUAAUGGAGGAAAUAUCACGGGUGUCUGGAGCUGUCGGUCUCAGUUAUGGGGCGCACUCCAACCUCUGUAUCAACCAGAUAGUCCGCAAUGCCAACGAGGCUCAGAAAGAGAAGUAUCUUCCCAAGCUGAUCAGUGGGGAGCACAUUGGAGCCCUGGCUAUGAGUGAGCCAAACUCAGGCUCUGAUGUGGUGUCCAUGAAACUAAAGGCAGAAAAGAAAGGGGAUUAUUAUGUGCUUAAUGGAAAUAAAUUCUGGAUUACUAACGGACCUGAUGCUGAUGUGUUGGUGGUUUAUGCAAAGACAGACCUCUCCGUUCAACCAGCCCGUGGUAUCACUGCUUUCCUGGUGGAGAAGGGAACGCCAGGAUUCAGCACUGCACAGAAGCUGGAUAAGCUGGGGAUGAGAGGCUCUAAUACCUGUGAGCUUGUGUUUGAGGACUGCAAGAUUCCUAAGGAGAAUAUAUUAGGACACUUGGGUAAAGGAGUCUAUGUGCUGAUGAGUGGUUUGGACUUGGAGAGACUGGUCUUGUCUGGAGGCCCAUUAGGUAUCAUGCAGGCCGUGUUAGACCACGCAAUUCCUUAUAUGCACACCAGAGAAGCCUUUGGGCAGAAAAUUGGUCAUUUCCAGCUGAUGCAAGGAAAAAUGGCCGACAUGUACACCCGCCUGGCAGCUUGUCGCCAUUACGUUUAUAAUGUGGCAAAGGCUUGCGACCAGGGACAUGCCGAUCCAAAGGACUGUGCCGGGGUGAUUCUUUAUUCAGCAGAGUCUGCUACGCAAGUGGCUCUUGAUGGCAUCCAGUGUUUGGGGGGUAACGGGUACAUCAAUGAUUACCCCAUGGGCCGCUUCCUUCGAGAUGCCAAACUGUAUGAGAUUGGGGCCGGCACCAGUGAGGUUCGAAGAAUUAUCAUAGGCAGAGCCUUCAAUGCUCUGUACAAAUAACCUGGAUCUCCUAACAACGGCCUCGUGCUGUACAGACAGUGGGGAGCAGAUCAUGGGGCGCUCACUGUAUUUGUAUUUCUCACAGACACAUCAUGUGUUUGUAUCAGGAAAAUCUCAGAACCACAAACAGAGGAACCAAUAGAGUCCAGCCGUGUGACGCUGUUAUUCUUCUCAUGCUGAGACUGUGAUCAACAAAGGGUUAAUGGCAGAUCUCUCUCGUUUUAUACAGACGCACAGAAAUAACGGGACAUUCUAAAUGGGAGUGAUAGAUAUAGUGUCAUUUUGUGAUGAUGUCACAAUGGUGAUGGUGUCGUGCCGCACCGGCAUCUGAAAUCCCCCCGGGCAGUGAAUGUGUUAAUAAUCUACAGACUGAUAUCCCAUAUUGUGUGCCUAUAGGCUCAGAAAGGAAAGCCGUCAUUAUUACCGUAAUAAACGUCAUAGUUCACAA